This is a messenger RNA of Spinacia oleracea (spinach), 1900 nucleotides long. Its product is annotated as serine decarboxylase. Gene Ontology annotation, molecular function: pyridoxal phosphate binding; carboxy-lyase activity. Gene Ontology annotation, biological process: carboxylic acid metabolic process. The record is from RefSeq and is a predicted model, not a curated record. NCBI's taxonomy places the organism in Eukaryota, Viridiplantae, Streptophyta, Magnoliopsida, Caryophyllales, Amaranthaceae. Bases 191 to 1594 code for a protein of 467 amino acids. The transcript is spliced from 6 exons.
UUGUCCAACAUUAUUUACUACAUAUUCUGCAAUACAAAUAAGGUCUAUAAAUAGCCAUAUACAUAUAAUAUCAAAAAUGUGUAAUCUACUAUACGGAGUGUUAUUUUGCUCGCAAAUCUUUGUUUUGACAAUCGUACGUUUCAGGCAUUAAUUAGUUCUUCCUUCUUUGAACGAGAGAUAAUAAACAAAAAUGGUGGUAUAUGCUGAAAAGAAAGCAUUGCACCAGGAGUUAAGCCAGAAUAGCAAACGUUUGUUUUCAGAAUCAGCUAAUACUACGGUUGUUACGUGCACCGUCAACGGCGAAGAAGGUAAGGAAAGUGGCAAUGGCACGGUCACGUCGUCGUGCCUCGACAUCGAGGAAUACGGGGCUAACGGCGAGAUCACCGGAGAAAAGAAGGCGUAUGUAGCGACUGUUUUGGAAAGAUACACACGGAGAUGGCAUGAGAGGUCCAAACACCAUCUCGGAUAUCCAGCAAAUUUGGACUUUAACUAUGAUGAUCUUGAUCAAUUUCAACAAUUUUUAAUUAACAACUGUGGCGAUCCAUUUAUUGAGGGCAACUAUGGUGUGAACUCAAGGGACUUUGAAGUAGCUGUUUUAGAUUGGUUUGCAAAUCUUUGGGAGAUUAAAAAGGAUGAGUAUUGGGGAUAUAUUACAAACGGUGGAACUGAAGGAAACUUUCAUGGACUACUUGUUGGGAGAGAGAUGUUUCCCGAUGGAAUUUUGUAUACUUCUAGUGAAUCGCAUUAUUCGGUCUUUAAAGCCGCGCAUAUGUAUAGAAUGGAGUGCAUUAAGAUUGACACAUUAAUUUCGGGGGAAAUUAAUUGUGGCGAUCUAAAGGCCAAUCUCCUCCGAAACAAAAAUAAACCUGCCAUCAUCAAUAUCACCAUAGGGACUACGAUAAAAGGUGGUGUUGAUGAUGUUGAUCUUGUAAUACAAACUCUUGAAGAGUGUGGCUUCCCACGCAACCGAUUCUACAUCCAUUGUGAUGGAGCCUUGUUUGGUGUUAUGCUACCAUUUCUUGAUCAAGCACCUCGUGUCACAUUUAAAAAACCAAUCGACAGUAUAAGCAUUUCCGGCCACAAAUUCAUAGGAUGUCCAAUGCCUUGUGGUGUCCAAAUAGUAAGAACAAACCACAUCAAUCUCCUAUCUAGGAAUGUAGAGUACAUAUCUUCAAAAGAUGUUACAAUCAUGGGUAGUAGAAACGGUCACAAUCCCAUCUUCUUAUGGUACGCAUUGUAUUGCAAAGGGUACAAUGGAUUUCGAAAAGAGGUUCAAAAAUGUAUGCAAAAUGCCCGUUACCUAAGAGACCGCCUUGUCGAGGUUGGGGUUAGUGUGAUGCUUAAUGAGUUUAGCAACACCGUUGUCUUUGAACGUCCAAAAGAUGAGGAAUUUAUACGGCAUUGGCAACUUCCAUGUGAAGGGAACAUAACUCAUGUGGUUGUGAUGCCUAAUGUUACAAUUGAUAAGCUUAAUAGUUUUGUGGAUGAGAUUGUUAAGAAGCGUUUGAUUUGGUUUAAAGUUGAUGGUAAAUUGCCUACUUGUGUUGCUUUUGAGAUUGGGAAGGAGAAUUGUGUUUGUCCUCAACACAAGUGAGAAUUUGCUAGCAAUUUACUCAUAUUCCUAUGGUUAAUUUUGCACAAACCACACAUAUCCACCUACAUUUUUUUUCUCCCCAUAAAAAAAUAUGUAUUGUUUUUAUCAUCGUUGGUUGUCAUCCUCAAUAACUAGUGUUUAUAUCAAUAUUGUAAAAUUUAUCAUAUAGAGUAUGCAGUGUUGUUUAGAUACAUGUGAAGGUUGUAUUUAUUUAUUUUUUUGAAGUAAUUUUUUCUCUAGAAGAUACAUUAAAGUUUUGUUUUAUAUAAACAGAUCUAUUUCACAAGAGGACACCAGAAAGACAAA